Molecule: messenger RNA, 820 nt
Organism: Aspergillus glaucus CBS 516.65
Lineage: Eukaryota; Fungi; Ascomycota; Eurotiomycetes; Eurotiales; Aspergillaceae
Exons: 2
Coding region: 119-718 (199 amino acids)
Source: RefSeq, a predicted model, not a curated record
GGAUCCUAAUAAUUGCCCGUACGACCACCCCGAUGACAGGUAUGAAGCCUACUUUGCGCAGUUUUCUGCUUGGGAAAACGAACAGCUAGCCUGAAUCCAUGACUAUCUGCUAAGAGUCAUGAAACCGGCAUUCAAAGAAGUGGCCGAAACCGACUCGUCCUGGGUUUCAUUCUUCAUGGCCUCUGAGACCAGUCCGGGUUUGGACUCUUUUGUCCAGCAGUAUCAUCUCUCGCGUGGUCUGGAACAUAUCAAGCGAUUCUUCGACGCCAACACCUUUGAGAAACGGCGUGCGGUCCUCACAGGCUCCCAUAACCAACAAUCGCAUUUUUCGUUUAUGUCCAACAUCAUGCGUGAAGCCCAUGAGUAUGACGACAUCUCCAUUACCCUGAAUCAAAUGAACACAGAUGACGAGGCGGAACUGGUGCGUCGGCCAUGGUACGCAGAAGAGCCCGACACCGGACCCGAGAAGGUCUGGCGAUGGGCCCUUGCCGAUCAGGACAGUUCCGCGUUUGAAUUUGGUCUGCCACAGGGCCCCGCCAGAGAGUGGGCGUAUGUUCUAUGGGACCAUGAGCGGUUGGAGGAAUGGGGAGCAUUUGCUAAGCCAUUCAAGUUUAUGAACAAACAGGAAUGUGAGGAUUUGUGGGAGAGACAGAAACAGGAUGAGCAUCUAGCUUUAGAGCAGGUGGCACACACAUUGAAACUCCCUGUUUGGGAUUAAAAAAAAAAGAAAAAAAAAAAGUGUUGACUUCUGUAUAUGGCUGAAGCCGUCUGAUAAUUUGGCCGCUCCAAUCGAUCCACGGAAAUACUUACUUAACAUUCC